Molecule: messenger RNA, 687 nt
Organism: Tribolium madens (black flour beetle)
Lineage: Eukaryota; Metazoa; Arthropoda; Insecta; Coleoptera; Tenebrionidae
Exons: 2
Coding region: 167-637 (156 amino acids)
Source: RefSeq, a predicted model, not a curated record
CUAAAAGUUCCGAAAAUGAAGGUAAGCCCCAAAACAACUUUAAAUUUAUCUCAUUAACCCAUCAACCAUCCAUUAGCCGAAAGAAAACAUCGCUCUAGAUGUAGACAAAUGGGACAUUUACACAGUUAUCGACUUCACAGUAGCCUUCACCCUGGUCAUUGUCUCGAUGGUCUCUGCUGAUAUUCCGCGACAAAAAAUCGAAAUUGUCCGAAAACCUGCACCAUACGUGGCCAGUGGUUGGGCUCCCACAGGACAACAAUUAAAACUCCCUGUGAAAGCAGUGCCAACUCCUGCACCGUCCUACGGGCCACCAGCAGAACCCACCACGACUGAGGAACCCACAACUACUGAAUCAAACACUGAGCGUUUGUUGUCCCAAAAAGCCGAGAAAGUUCAAGCCGAACCUGAGAAAGAAAAAUCGGAAAAGUUGGAAGAACCUCAAGGAGGGCAGUAUUAUGUUGUUUUACCACAAGGCCAAAGUGUGGUGUAUACGGUGCCUCAAAGUGCGGCACUUUUGGCAGUUCCUAAAGGGGGUAUGAUGGCCUCGGCGAGGAUCCAGGCUGUGCCCUUGUCGUCGGUUGUUGCUACGUCGGUUUACACACCGUUCAGUGCGUCCUAUAUUCAGGUUUUCCAGUAAAUGUUAAAUUAUUUCUGUGAGACUGUCUUUCAAAUAAAAUUUUAUGACGA